AUGAUUGAUAGGUACAAUUUGUAUGAUAAUGACUGGUUGUCGGGAUUGUUUGAAAACAGAGGUCGUUGGGUACCGUGUUUCUUGAAGACCACAUUCUGGGCGGGCAUGUCCACAACACAACGAAGUGAGAGUAUGAAUGCGUUCUUUGAUGGAUACGUGCACUCAAAGACCUCUUUGAAGCAAUUUGUCGAACAAUAUGAAAGAGCACUACGGAAUAAGGUUGAGAAAGAGUUUCAAGCUGAUUUUAAAUCAUACUCGCAAAUGGUACCAUGCGUGACGAAUUAUGAUAUCGAAAAGCAAUAUCAAAAAGUUUACACUAUCACAAAGUUCAGAGAAGUUCAAACCGAGUUCAUUGGGAAGGUAUAUUGUGACAUCAUAUCAGUUUUAGAGGGAUGUCCAAAUACGAUUUACGAAGUUCGGGAGGAUGUCUUACUAUAUGCCGAGCAUAGGAUGAAAAAGAUUUUUUCGGUUUCAUUUACGAGGGAUACAUGUGACAUUGCUUGCAGCUGUCACUUAUUUGAGUUCCGAGGGAUACUUUGUAGGCAUGCAAUCGCUGUAUUGAUCCGUAAUGAUGUAACAGUACUGCCUAAUAAGUUUAUACUGAGGAGAUGGAGGAGGGAUGUAAGUAGAGCACAUACGAGAGUUGCAAUUCACUAUGACGGGUUGAUCAGUACUCCUGCACAGAUGAGGUAUGAUGAAAUGUGUCAGGCAUUUUCAGAGGUGGCGGAUCUUGUUGCGGAUGAUGAAGCCCGAGCACGGGCGGUAAUGGAGUGGAUAAAAGUUCAAGCGAAAGAACUCAUACUGACAAAGUCGAGUAAUGGUGCUCAUCAAAAUGAUGUAAUAUCUCAUGGGUCGGAUUCUCAAAACCAUUUCGCCGUCAAUGUACUAGAUCCUAUAUUGUCGAAAAGGAAGGGUGCGCCAAGGAAACUUCGACAACGAGGCCCGUUGGAGUCGAGUUCGAAGAAAGUAAAGGCAAGUUCAAGUUCAGGAAAAGGCAAGAGACCGAGAGUUAGACACAAUAUUGCAGAUGAAGGCGUACCUAAUGUUGAGGCAUCUCAACAGGGGACAAGGGCAGCCAACAAUAGAUGCAAUGAUCAGCUUGUGGAUAGAUUGAUACAUGGGCUUGGCUUAUUUCCAGCUUCAGUUUCUAAUUUCCAGCUUCAGUUUCAGUCUGCUUUCCCAGUUUGA
Molecule: messenger RNA, 1188 nt
Organism: Olea europaea var. sylvestris
Lineage: Eukaryota; Viridiplantae; Streptophyta; Magnoliopsida; Lamiales; Oleaceae
Product: protein FAR-RED IMPAIRED RESPONSE 1-like
Exons: 4
Coding region: 1-1188 (395 amino acids)
Biological process (GO): regulation of DNA-templated transcription
Molecular function (GO): zinc ion binding
Source: RefSeq, a predicted model, not a curated record